UUCGCUCCUUUUCCCCUUCUCUUCUUCUUUCAGCGACGUCAAAAACUGACUUUUUCCUGCGGCGAACUGGUCGUGGAUUCUCGUCCGCCGUCUCGACAAACUUUGCGCGAAAUGUGAGGAAGCGACAGUUUAAAAAAGCCUCUAAGAACCGCCGCAUAAACCACGUAAUCCCCGCACGCCGACGUGUCAUUUACACUAGAAACGUAGGGAGUUUGAUUGACGACUGAACAGCCAAUAGAAAAUGAAGGAGCCUCGUUUUCUAUUGGCUGAUGUUUAUCUGGCCUCACGACGAUUUGAACCCGAAGCUCCUAAACUCUGUAACUCCACCUCUCUGCCCACUGACGCCUUAAGUUUUCAGAGCGACCUCUCCCUCAGCGAACAGGCCGCGCUGGUCAAGAGUGUGUCCGACCCAGAUGCCAAACUCUUCUACGUCCUUCCCAAAGUUUCAGAGCUAAAGAAACACUUUGAAGGUCCUCUGACAAACGACACGGACAUGAACAGGAAGGAGAGAAUCGCCCGUCGUCUGGAGGGGAUGGAGUCUGACGUUCCCCCGGCGUUGGUGCUCCCCGCUGGGCUUGUGUCCAACCGGAUGCUGGAGGAGGAUCCGCCCCGAUACACCAGAGCCUCAGACCCCUGUGAGCCCUGUGUCAUGGUGCGGCGCUACAGUCGUGACGAGGUCAGUGACCCUCGUUCACAGAAGCAGGGCCCCUCCUCAGACAGAGCCCCCCACAGUAAAGCCCCUCCGGUCGGAUCGCGGCCCGAGCCCAUGAUGGUGUACGUGGACCCGGUCACCGUCACCUCCUCCGCCCCCUCGUCCUCCGGGGGGCGCUCCGGAGACCCCGGCCUCACCUCCAAGGCUGAGAGGAUCGCUCGGUACAAAGCCGAGCGGCGCAGGCAGCUCUCAGAGAGGUACGGGAUUCUGCUGGAUCAGGAGGCGGACAUGGACUACACGCCGCGAUACCGGAGGAGAGAGACCACAGAGCAGGCUGCACCGUCCAGAAGAGAGAGGACAGAGGUGGAGGAACCGAGCGUCCCAUAUCGCUCCGGAGUGGGCCGAGUUUACAUGAGGAACCAGCCGGACGCCCACACUGCCCCCACGACCGCCCCACCACACACAACCGCCCCACCACACACAACCACCCCACCACACACGACCGGCCCACCACACACAACCGCCCCGCAACACACAACCGCCCCCUCCCAGCACCACACACCCGCACACGCCCACUCACACGCCACAGCCGCCCCAAACCAGGAGCGGGGCAGCCGGUUCUCAGAGCGCGAGAGAGCCAUGAACCAAGAGAACUACCGCAGAGGUGGGACACAGGACCGCACCGCUGUCGCCCCCAGGAGCAGGACCCAGGAAGUGCACCCCACUCACCACCAGGAGGCGCCACACAAAGAGAUGACCCCUGCUGCUGCUCCUUCUUCUUCUUCGGGUCGGGAUUACAGUAUGGCCGCCGUGCCCAGCUCGCCGCGCACUGCCCGGCGAGCGUCACUGCCCUCGGCGCGGUACGGCAUUUCCCCUGGAGACCUGUUUAUAGAGCAGCAGGCUCAGAGCAUUCUCAACAGGCAGGGCGAUCAGCCCAAAGCCGACCCCGCUCUGGACCCCGGAGCCGCAGGAGCCGAGUCGGACCGCAGCAGGAGGCCCAGACGCUACAUCACUCCCGGAGACAGCCGCAUGUCCGAGCGCUUCAGGACGCAGCCCAUCACGUCGGCAGAGAGGCUGGAGUCGGACCGGGGCAGAUUGAGUCCCGCGCAGCUGCAGGACGGAGAAGAUGAAGAGAAACUAGAUGAACGAGCCAAGAUGAGCGUGGCUGCUAAAAGAUCUCUGUUCAGGGAGCUGGAGCGCACGUCUGAGGGGGGCGUGCCCAAACCGCGCUCUCGGAACGCGGCGGUGGAUCGACGCCUCCGCAGGGUCCAGGACAGAUCUCACACACAACCGGUCACCAGCAGAGAGGUGGUCAACGCCGCCAGUGACACAGACCCCUCACAGCAGCGAGUCCCCAGCCCCUCCGCAGACCACCCCUAUAACACCAGUGCCCAGGUCUAUCCAGACUCCUCCGGGGACCCUCGUGAGCUCCAUGCCCUCCCCGAGAGGCCUGUCCUUGGGGGAAGAGGAGAGAUGGAGGUCCUGGAGCUGGGUCCAGACGAGCCGGACCUGUCCACUCUGAGUCUGUCCGAGAAAAUGGCCCUGUUCAACCGUUUGGCCGUGACGGAGCCUCCCACUGCCGACGGAGCCAGAGACACGAGACAGAGGAGAGCCAACGCCCGCUUCCAGACGCAGCCGAUCACGCACGAGGAGGUGGAGCAGCUCAAACACGGAGCAGAGGCCCGACUGGAGCCGCUGUCCGCCUCGCUGGUUCGGUCCGUCGCCGCGGUCACCUCCAAAGCUUCCGUUGCCGCGGUGACGGGAGACAGGGGCGGUUACCAUGACGACGGCUCUCAGCACCUUCUCCAUCAUUCGGUGUCCUACGUCCCAAACCAACAACUACAGCAGCAGCAACAGCAGCAGCCUCCUACCAACGUUUACCAGGAGAGGGCGCUCAAGAGUUCCAGCAUCCACCAGGAGAGGACGCCAAAGUACUUCUCCAUGAGCCCCAGCGGCGACCAGGACCCCCAGCCCACCCCCGCCGCCGCCCCCGCCGCCGCCGCCGAGGGAGGGGCCAGGGAGGAGAGCCACGAUUUACUGCAUUUUGACAGGGACCGCGAACGCCACACGCACCGACAUGACGACCCGGGUGCUGUAGCGGCGCGGAGGAGCGAACCGGCCGCUCCCAUCGUCGUCGCCCCCUCCUCCUCGGCUCCUCAGCGCCUCGCAGAUGCUCCUCUGAAGCCUCUGGUGGCUACAGUUUCUUCUCGGGCCGUUUCUCACGUGUCCAGCGGUUCUCUUCCUCUUCCUCCUCCUCCUGUUCAACACCACCAUCCGUCCUCCGCCCAACCUCCUCAGACUCUCCCCAAACCCUUCAUCCAGCAGCCGCCGCCCACUCAGCCCAAACCCGCCUCCUACCUGCCCCCUCAGGCCCCUCAGCCUCCGCCCACUUACCCCAAACCCUUCACCCACUCGCCCCAGACGCACCAGCAGCAGCAGCAGCCCCCGCUCACCUUACCCAAACCGUACCCGGGCAACACCGGGGCCAAACCGGGCGGCGUUCUGCAGACCCCGCCCAAACCCACCUCCUUCCCCCAGCCGCUCGUCAAGUCCCACGUCCUGCCCCCGGACCGGAGCGAAGACCCGAGUCCCCCCGAGCUGCUGUCCCCCGCCGAGUCAGACGCCAUGUCCAAACAGAUGUCCAUCAGGGAGAGGGUGGCGCUGCUGAAGAAGAGCGGAGAGGAGGACUGGAAAAACAGAAUCAACAAGAAACAGGAGGUGGUGAAGGUGGCCUCGGCAGAAGAUCAGCCCCAGGAGAGAGAACCCGCCCACGAGAAAAAGAAAACGGGGGAGGAGAUCGAAGCCCAGAUGACGAUCGAGGAGAGAAAACAGCUGAUCUCGACGCGAGAAGACGCCUGGAAAAGCAAAGGACGAGGAGCGGCCAACGACUCGUCUCAGUACACCGUGGCCGCGCGCAUGGUCAAGAAAGGUCUGGCCGCCUCCUCCUCCGUCAUCAGCCCCAUUCUGUCUCCUGUUUCCACCAAACUCAAGAGCAGCAGCAGCGUCACGAAGCCACAAGAAGAGAUCGAAGCCAGACCUGACAUGGAAUCAGACAAGAAACUGGACAAGCUGGAGAGUUUCUUAGGAAAAAUAAACAACAAAGUGCACCAAGAGCCCGUCUUCUCCUCCACUUUCUCUCCCACUGUUUCGCUCGUCCAAAAGGAGCAGAAAACGGGGGAGGAGAUCGAAGCCCAGAUGACGAUCGAGGAGAGAAAACAGCUGAUCUCGACGCGAGAAGACGCCUGGAAAAGCAAAGGACGAGGAGCGGCCAACGACUCGUCUCAGUACACCGUGGCCGCGCGCAUGGUCAAGAAAGGUCUGGCCGCCUCCUCCUCCGUCAUCAGCCCCAUUCUGUCUCCUGUUUCCACCAAACUCAAGAGCAGCAGCAGUGUCACGAAGCCACAUGAAGAGAUCGAAGCCAGACCAGACAUGGAAUCAGACAAGAAACUGGACAAGCUGGAGAGUUUCUUAGGAAAAAUAAACAACAAAGUGGCCGGUCUACAGGAGACCACUCUCACCGUGACGGAGAAGGCCGUGAAGGAAGUCAUGAAACUGGACGACGAAAUCUUCUCCAAAUUCUACAAACACGUGGCAGAAUUUCCCCGGAUCCCGUCGAGAAUCGAAAUCAGCGAUGAUUUUGACUCCAUCUUCGGUUGUCAAGGGCCAAAGCUGACGUCGUCCAUGGUGCAGCACAAACGCGCCGUCCGACCCUCCAGGAACGUCCAGGCGUCCAAGAACCCGCUGAAGAAGCUGGCGUCCAGAGAAGACAUCAGGCUGGAGUACACGGAGCAGAGGCUCAACGUGGGGCAGCUCGAGAGCAAGAGGAUCAAGGCCGAGAAGACGUCUAAGAGCUCUGAGUACUCGGAGGCGGCUCUGGCCGGUCUGGCCUCUAAAGAAAACUUCAGCAGUGUGAGUCUGAGGAGCGUGACGGCCUCCGAACAAACCAGUAACAACAGCGCUCUGCCGUAUAAGAGCACCAUGCUGAUGCUCGUCAAAGGGCGGCGCCACGUUCAGACCAGACUGGUGGAGCCCAGAGCCUCGUCCCUGAACAGUGGAGACUGUUUCCUGUUGGUCACUCCUGAACACUGCUUCGUCUGGAUCGGAGAGUUUUCCAACGUCAUCGAGAGAGCCAAGGCGAUGGACUUGGCCUCGUUCAUUCAGUCUCACAAGGACCUGGGCUGCAGAGCGACUCAGGUCCAGUGUCUGGAGGAGGGGGUCGUCUCUCCGGAGGCGCAGCUGUUCUGGAGCCUCCUCGGGGGCCACGCCGCCUACCAGGCGGCUGGUCCGCCGGAGGAGGACGAGCACUUUGAGUCGAACAUCGUGGAGACCAACUGUAUCUUCAGACUGGAGCAGGACAAACUGGUGCCUGAGGACGAGCAGUGGGGGAAGGUUCCACAGUGCUCCCUGCUGGCCACUAAAGAGGUGCUGGUGUUUGACUUUGGCAGUGAGGUUUACGUGUGGCACGGCAAAGAGGUGACGCUGGCUCAGAGGAAGGUGGCGUUUCAACUCGCCAAACACCUGUGGAACGGAAGCUUCGACUACAGCUGCUGCGACGUCAACCCGCUGGACCCCGGGGGCUGUAACCCGCUCAUACCCAGGAAAGGUCUGGGUCGUCCGGACUGGGCCAUUUUUGGGCGUCUGACCGAACACAACGAGACGAGUUUGUUCAAAGAGAAGUUCCUGGACUGGACCGAGCUCAAGUCUCCGACGACGAAGGAGGCGCCAGAACCUGUGCCAGAACUGAAGGAGGCUCCAGGUCGGGGCUGCAGGCCGUACGACGCCGGCCUGAUGCUGCCCGUGCUCCAGUCCUCGGUGCAGACGGUCCUGGACGGGCUGAACGUGGGCCGGGGCUACGGGCCGGUGGAGACCGAGGACCACAUGAGGACCCUGGAGAUCUCCACCGUGUCCGUGGACGUGUGGCACAUCCUGGAGUUCGACUACAGCCGCCUGCCCAGACAGAGCAUCGGCCAGUUCCACGAGGGAGACGCCUACGUGGUCAAGUGGAAGUACAUGGUCAGCACCACAGUCGGACGCAGGACAAACCCGGAGGCGCGCAGCUCGGGUCCGGGGAAGGAGAAGUGCUGCUACUUCUUCUGGCAGGGACGCCACUCCAACGUGAGCGAGAAGGGCACGUCCGCUCUGAUGACCGUGGAGCUGGACCAGGAGAGAGGAGGACAGGUCCAAGUGCAGCAGGGCAAAGAGCCGCCGUGUUUCCUCCAGUGCUUCAACGGAGGGAUGAUCGUUCACGCCGGAAAGAGAGAGGAAGAAGAGGAGAACACACAGAGCGAGUGGCGUCUGUACUGCGUGCGCGGCGAGGUGCCAGCGGAGGGCCACCUGCUGGAGGUCCCGUGUCACUGCAGCAGCCUGCGCUCCAGAGCCUCCAUGAUCCUCCUGAACAUCAACAGAGCCUGCAUGUUCCUGUGGCACGGCUGUAAGACGCAGCUCCACACCCGCAGCGUGGGCACCAGGGCGGCGCAGCGCAUCAAAGAACAGUGCCCCCUAGAGGCCGGUCUCCACAGCAGCAGUAAAGUGACGAUUCAUGAGUGUGACGAGGGGAUGGAGCCGCCUGGAUUCUGGGAGGCGCUGGGCAGGAAAGACCGUAAAGCCUACGACUGUAUGCUGCAAGACCCGGGUAAAUUUAACUUCACGCCGCGGCUCUUCCAGCUCAGCAGUUCGUCCGGAGAGUUUGUGGCGCAGGAGUUUUUCCAUCCGUCCAGAGCUCCAGACCUCAUCAGCUCUUUGCCUUUCCUGCAGGAGGAUCUGUACAACGUGCCCCAGCCCGCCCUGUUCCUGGUGGAUAACUUCCACGAGGUUUACCUGUGGCAGGGCUGGUGGCCGCCGGACUCCGAGGUCACGGGGUCGGCGCGGAUCAGGUGGGACGCGGACAGGAAGUGCGCCAUGGAAACGGUGCUCCAGUACUGCAGACAGAAGAACGAGAAGAAGCCUCAGAAGUCGUACCUGAUCCACGCGGGACUGGAGCCGCUCACCUUCACCAACAUGUUUCCGAGCUGGGAGCACCGCGAGGACGUGGCCGAGAUCACAGAGAGGGAGGCGGAGGUGUGUAACCAGAUCAUUUUGGUGGAGGACGUCCUGGCUCGUCUCUGUCAGAACUCCUUCCCUCUGUCCCAGCUCCAGAACCGACCUCUGCCCGAAGGAGUCGACCCGCUCAGGCUGGAGAUCUACCUCUCCGACCAGGACUUCCAGAGCGCGUUGGAGAUGACGAGAGAGGAAUACGAAAGUUUGCCGAGUUGGAAACAAGUGAAUCUGAAGAAAGCCAAAGGACUUUUCUGAGUUUGUGUUUAAAGUUACAGAACGUCGAAAACGAACGAAACGCGGUGGACUUUUACAGACCAGACAGGAAGCUACCGGAGACUGAACUCUGCCUUUUCUUUUCUUUUUUUUCUUUUUUUUUUUUUUCGAAAAUCACGUUUUGUCUUUUUGAGUUUCUUUUUAAACGUUACGGCGUCGCUGGAGCUUCCGUCUCCGAUCGGAAGGAAGGAAGGAGGCGAAGCUGCAGCGCCCCCCGGUGGUCGAAUGCGAGAGCGAAUGUCGUCACGAUGAUCCGGCACUUUUCUAUCGAGUGGUUUCGCCAUUUCAAAAGUUACGAGAUUUAGUUUUGAAUUGUUAAUCGCUACGGAAACGGCCCUACCUUGAAAUAACGCAUUAUCCGCGGCUUUUUAACGACUUUUCAGUGCUUAAAUCUUGUUUCAAAACUAUUUAUGUAUAUUUAUAGAAAGUAUUUUAAAUUAUUUCAGCCUUGAUGAUUGAAAACAAACGUCUGCAGGUGCGCUGAGGAGUUGAGCAGUUUAAAUGAGGCUUGAACAGUAGCUGCACUUCCGGUUUCGAAGACAAUUAUAACCUGGUUUAAAAACUCAAAAACAUAAGUUAGUUUUGCUUAAUGUACGACCUAAAAGCUGUUACAGUUUUUAAAUAAUGGCAC
Molecule: messenger RNA, 7592 nt
Organism: Boleophthalmus pectinirostris (great blue-spotted mudskipper)
Lineage: Eukaryota; Metazoa; Chordata; Actinopteri; Gobiiformes; Gobiidae
Product: supervillin-like
Exons: 46
Coding region: 242-6943 (2233 amino acids)
Biological process (GO): cytoskeleton organization; actin filament severing; actin polymerization or depolymerization
Cellular component (GO): cytoplasm; actin cytoskeleton
Molecular function (GO): actin filament binding; phosphatidylinositol-4,5-bisphosphate binding
Source: RefSeq, a predicted model, not a curated record